Molecule: messenger RNA, 1303 nt
Organism: Cherax quadricarinatus
Lineage: Eukaryota; Metazoa; Arthropoda; Malacostraca; Decapoda; Parastacidae
Source: RefSeq, a predicted model, not a curated record
AGUGUUCAGAAUGUAAGAAUGUUUUAAAUAUAAAUAUCUACUUGUAGAACAUAUGAGAGGUCACACGGGGGAGAAACCACAUAAGUGUUCAGAAUGUCAGAAAUGUUUCAGAGCUAAAUUUUGUCUUGUACAGCAUAUGAGAAUUCACACCGGAGAGAAACCAUUUCAAUGUUCGGAAUGUCUGAAAUGUUUUCGACAAAAAGCGAAUUUUGCCACCCAUAAAAGAAUUCACACAGGAGAAAAACCAUAUAAAUGUUCAGAAUGUCUGAAACAGUUUACACAAAGAAGUGCAGUUGUGCAACACAUGAAAAUUCAUACAGGAAACAAAAUUCACAUAAUCGAAAAGCCAUACCAGUGUUCUGAGUGCCAGAAAUGUUUCACAACAAAACACAAUCUUGUAAAACAUACAAGAAAUCAUACAGGUGAGAAACCAUAUCAGUGUGUGGAAUGUUUAAAGUGUUUCAUGCAACUAGUUGAUCUCGUAACACACAUGAGAGCUCACACAGGGAAAACACCAUACCAGUGUUCAGAGUGUCUGAAAUAUUUUGCAGCAAAGUGCAAUCUUGUAAGACACAUGAAAGUUCAUACAGGGGAGAAAUCAUUUCAGUGCUCAGAGUGUCAGAAAUAUUUUACAACCAGAAGUAGUCUCCUAAAACACAUGAGAGUCCAUACAGGAGCAAAGCCAUACCAGUGUUCAGAGUGUCUGAAAUACUUCAGAUACAGAAGCACUCUUGUAAGACACAUGAAAGUUCACACAAGAAAGACGUCAUACCAGUGUUCAGAGUGUCUGAAGUAUUUCAGGUACAGAAGCACUUUUGUAACGCAUAUGAGAGUUCAUAGGGGAGAGAAACCAUAUCAGAAUUCAGAGUGUCUGAAAUAUUUCAGAAAUUAAAGCAGUCUUUAGACACACAAACUUCACUGUGACAAAUGAUAUUAGAGGUCUGAAAUAUUUUAUGGCAAAACAGCAGUUUGAAGGAUUAAAGAAACCUUGUUAGAUCAGGGACCAUAUGGGAACUGAAAAAAAAAAAAUUGUCAUUCCUGUGCAAAUACUUAUCAAUCUCAUCCCCAGCAUUAACCUCUUUAGAGUCAAUACCGUAGUUCUGCAGCUUUGAAGCCAGUGUCAGUGCAGUAGUUCUCUGCCAUAAGCUCAACUUGGUUAAGGUAUGAGCAGUAAAUUUGGACCUAGAUAUGAGAGAAUGGGUCUGUGUGGAAGUGUGCACUUAUAGAGAAUAAACUUGAAUUGAAUUGAAUAUAAAAAUAAUCCUGCAGCAAAAAAAUCCUUCAAAACUGCAACCAUGUUUUU